CAGAAUGUCUUUAAUUCCUGAGAUGUUCAGUAGUUGGGCAUGGAUUGUCACAGGGAGCUCUAUAGCAGGCAUACUUGCUUACUGUAAUCUUCCACCUUCAUUUUGGUUUGGCUCACAAGGCUCCAGAAACCACAUAGAUUUACUGAAGAACACCCCCUUGAUCAGUUUAUUGGGCAACAAGGAUUUGACAGGGGAGGAGCUUUGGAAAAGUAGCGGGGCUCUUGUCAUGGCCAUCCGACGCCCUGGGUGAGCCUUGUGCAGGGAGGAGGCAGCAGAGCUCAGUGCUCUGCAGCCCCUCCUAGAAGAGGUUGGAGUGCCUCUGUAUGGGCUACUGCAUGAGCGUCACAGUGAGCGCGCCCUGCAAGCCUUCCGCAAAUACUUCAGUGGUGAUCUGUAUUUGGAUGUGGAGAAGCGCUUCUUUGGACCUGGUGAGCGUCGUCUUGGCAUCAUGGGGCUGCUGCGCCUGAGCCUCUACACCAAAUAUUACAAGGCCACGCAGAAGGGCGUCGAAGGCAACAUGAAGGGCGACGGAACUCUACUUGGAGCUGUGUACCUGAUCGGGCCCGGCGACACAGGCAUCCUGUAUGAGCACCGCGAGCUGGAGUUCGGCGACCACCACAACAACACGGCGCUAAGAGAAGCCCUCGCUCGGCUGCAGCAACUCAAAGAUUAACAAAUUUAAAUAACGAUUAACAGCUUUAAAUUACAGAUUAACAGCUCAAAGAUUAACAGAAUUAAAUAAAAGUUGACAGCUCAAAGAUUAACAGCUUUAAAUUAAAGAAUAACAGCUCAAAGAUUGAGCCUUCGCUCAAUGAGUUAUCAAUGUGAUCUGUUGAGGCUCAUUGACAUGAAAUAAGAAGAUAUUUCUCAAAUGCCAGACAAAUCUUCUGAUUAUUUAUGACUUUUGCUAAAUAACUUCACUAAGACUUAAAAUUGUUACCCUGUAAAUGAAUGUUGACAUAUUUUAUACAUUUAGAGGUAUAAAGUUUGUUAUGAAAUAUCUAUGUUUUUGAAUGUACGUAUAUAGAAUAUACCUUUAUCAUUAAAUUUACCGUGUGCCAAUAUUCCGCCUGCUAUAACGGCAGUGAUGCUCUCCUGUUUAGAAAAUAAACUUUAUACAAGAAUUUGAUGAAGAAAAAGCUAAAGCGUUGUGUAUGAUGCUUAGUACUUAAUGAAUGAUGUUACUUCCACAGAAAAGUUUUUGUAAAAUUGUACUACUCUUUGUGAUAAUAUUCAGAACUGCAGCUAUUUAGGCAAUUAUCUUCUCAUGUUUUGACGGCAGCCAUUUAUAUGUUUUUUGCCACUUGAUGCUCAUUUGUGACAUUGCUUCUUCAAGACAAACCAUUUAUGUUUGCAAUUUGAAGAUUUUCAAUAAUUGUGCUUUCCAAGCAGUAGCAAAAUUCAAGAAAAUUUAGAUUGGAAACAGGAAGGUAUUCGAUGAAAAAUUAACCGUUUCUAUAUUUUAGUUGCAUUCUAAAUUGUGCGACUAUGACUGCUUGGUAGUACGGCUGACAAGUAGAGAGUAACUUACAAAAAAGUUUUCAUAACCAUAAAAGUGUCCACGUACUACCAGCGAGCUAGUUAACGCUAUUUUGGUGGUUUUAUCUAGUCCGUUGAUUUGCGCUCAAAAAUCAUCUUCACAGUUUCCCUUUCAAGUCUUUUCCAACUGAUUUUUCCGGUGGUUUAUGGAAUAAUGAUGUAAGCUUUAUUUGUUGGUAUAUUUUAAUAGUUUAUUUUUGUUAGUUAUCUAUGAACGAGGGCAACUUGAAUGUCGUCUACGACAGUCCGUGACUGUCCAACUGCCAUGAUGACACACACAGAAACACUUACGUGCUGUGUAUGUUGGAAUAUUGUCAAUGGUUGGAUCGUUCCUGGAAUGUGUGUUGAUGGCAUCAGCUGUUGCUUCAAUGCUUUUUGUGUGGUGAAUUUAUUGACGUUGUCUUCAAUUAAUGAGUUUUAUCUUAGCUUUGUUUUGAUCAAUUGAAUGCCAUUGUAUUAUAUUUUCUGAUGUUGGGUCAUCACAUCGUCAUUUGUACUUCAAAUUUCCCCAGAGAUUACUAUCAUUCAAACUAUAAUACAACCGAAAUAAUUCAAAUUUGACUUAAUUGCUAUAUUUGCUGUGUAUUAGAACAUAUCGGAUAACGCUCGUAAAAAAACGAUGAGAACGAGUUUCCACCUUAAAUGUGAGAAUGAUAAUAAGGUAUUAUGUUUAGAUAAAAUUUUAUAAAGAUAAAAUUCUAUUUUUUCAGCAGCUAAGAAUUUUCGUGGACAAAAAUGAGUUAAAUUUGAAAAAAUAAACGUAAAUUGUCA
Hyalella azteca is the source of this 2310-nucleotide messenger RNA. Its product is annotated as peroxiredoxin-like 2A. The record is from RefSeq and is a predicted model, not a curated record. The transcript is spliced from 5 exons. NCBI's taxonomy places the organism in Eukaryota, Metazoa, Arthropoda, Malacostraca, Amphipoda, Hyalellidae.